AACCGGACUGUCAGUAAAAUGAUCUCAAGACAUGUUUUUAUUUGUGACAAUUUCAGUGAAGGUGACGCAAUUUUAAUGAUUUAUUGAAUGUUGACACCGCCUUCGCAAGUUAUUUACUGACGAUUCCUCGCUUUGAUUAUAUUUAACUAAUGAUACCUACUCUGAAUCAUCAAAUCAGUUGUUAUGAUCUGCGCGUCCACAAGUACUGAACAACCAACGCAACAUGGAAAAUUCAACUAACCUCAUACGAUUAACAGCAAGUCAAAUGCGGGAACUGAAACAGGUAAUCCACACGUUUGGAAUGGAUAGGUACUCAUUGGAUCUGUCUUUGGGGGCAGAAGAAAAUUUUGGAGGUAUUAUAAUUAAGGCUGAUGUAAAAUACAAGAGGAUCGGUGAUUGUGAACUUAACUUUAUCCUUAAAUGCGCAUCCCCUAGUGAAACUUUGCGUAAAUUGAUGUACGUGCACACCCCUUAUAUAAGAGAGAUUUAUUUGUACUCAAAGGUUCUACCGGAAUUUGUUUCUAUACAAAAGGAGUUUCAAAUCAAGAAACCUUUCGAAUCAUACGCAACCUACUACUCAUCAUUAAAAAUUGAUCGAGAAGAAAUGAUAAUACUACAAAACAUGAAGACCUUAGGAUUAAAGCAGCGGGAACGCCACCUCCCUCUAGAUUAUAAUCACGUACUAUUAACAGUUAAGGAAUACGCACGCUUACACGCAUUAUCUUAUGCAUUACACUACCACAGGCCUGAGCUAUUUGAAGAACUUGAACAAAACAUGGCUGAUCCCAUGUACUUCGACUUUAAGCUUGAAGGAGUCAGACAAGUUCUACAGCAUCGCUGUUCCGAAGCGUUAAAGGCGCUAAGUCCUACUGAAGAUCAGUCUGCGUAUCAGAAAUUGCUGUAUUUUUCCGAUAACGCCGUUUCGAUAGUAAUUAAACUGCUCAACUCAGCAAAUCCGCAUCGUGUCGUUAGCCACAUUGACUGUGGAAUUCCAAACCUUUUGUUUGAAUACGAGAAUGCUUCAAACGCCCCUAUCCGCGUUAUCAUGCUUGACUGGCAAGCAUCCCGUAUGGAAUCUCCUGCCGUGGACUUAGUGACAUUUCUAUUUUCUGCAACGGACAAAGCUACCAGAUAUCGUUAUAAUGAGCUAAUAUCGGAGUACUAUGGAUGUUUAUGUUCAUUUCUGGCCGAGUUCGGUUGUGAUGGCAAAAAGUUGUUGCCGUUCGAAGUUCUCCAGCAGCAGUUAAAGGAGUAUGGGAUAAUGGGUUUGUUUAUGGUUAUUGGAUUGAUUUACGUUUAUUCAACCGUGAACCAGAGGGUGCCAGAUAUCUAUAAGGAAGAAUCACAUGCUGAGGGUUUAUCAUUCCUGUAUGACCUGGACGACAGCUCAUGUUUCAGUAAACGAGUCCGGGAGGCUAUUCUGGAUUUUCAUAACUUAGGUUACAAUUUCAGUUAGCGUAUUAUCAUGCCGUGUUCAUUUAUUAGUAUUGUAAUAAUAAUUAUACAUAAAUCUUUUUACUGGUA
Messenger RNA from Photinus pyralis (common eastern firefly), 1524 nucleotides. RefSeq lists its product as uncharacterized. The record is from RefSeq and is a predicted model, not a curated record. NCBI's taxonomy places the organism in Eukaryota, Metazoa, Arthropoda, Insecta, Coleoptera, Lampyridae. The coding region runs from base 224 to 1456 and encodes 410 amino acids. The transcript has 3 exons.